This is a messenger RNA of Pocillopora damicornis (cauliflower coral), 2286 nucleotides long. RefSeq lists its product as uncharacterized. NCBI's taxonomy places the organism in Eukaryota, Metazoa, Cnidaria, Anthozoa, Scleractinia, Pocilloporidae. Gene Ontology annotation, molecular function: protein binding. The record is from RefSeq and is a predicted model, not a curated record.
ACAGACUAGAGCCGCGUCAUGCGAAGUCCUCGGACAAGCUUCUCUCUUUUAGUUCCCAGAAAUAUCCUGUUCAGGCUCCAGUCAUUUUAACGUGUAUGGACGAGUCAUGUUGGUUAAAGGGCACCGUGAGUAAAUAAAAACUUGUAUUUACUACUGGUAUGAGUACAUGGAGAUCGCCUUCCAGACCGAUUUACUAGCGCGACAAUGGUGCUGUUUUUAUUCUUCGUUGUUUUUCUAGCAGAUACCGUUGAAGGUGUGAGAUCCCCUGAGAGGCCAGUUGUUCCAAAUGUCACAGCUAUUAGCUCAACUGAAGUGCGCAUCACAUGGUGUCGAGUGAACUCCAACAAAGUUGAAAUAGAUCAUUAUGAGCUGUUCAUUGACAGCCAGCUGGAGUACUCUGGGUUAGAUGUAAUGUACAUGGCUAAACGAUUAAAGCCCUGGUCAUGGUAUGAGGUCAAGUUGAGAGCAUGCGGCUUCUCUCCUGGUUCAUGCUCUCCUUUCUCAAUUCCAGCGUUAGUGAAGACGUUAAGAGACAGGGACAACAGUACAGUAAUACAGUCAGGUGUUACAUUGUUCAAAGUCAUCUUUGUCCCUACAUACAUGUUCAUCUUAGGAGUAAUGGCAGGAGUGUUGGCCCUUUCAUUAAUUCUGGCAUGGAGAUACCUUCAGAGUGUUGAUUUGUCAGGAGGAUCAGCAUUUGAGCUGCCACAUUUCCAUAAAAUUCCAAACAAGGAUGACUAUGAAACCUUCAUUAGACAAAAUCUUCCAGACAAAAAGAACAACCCUCAGGAGAGCUUGGAAAACACUAUUUAUUUGACAAGGGGUUGUCACAUUGAUGAUGAAGGAUCUCAUUACCUUGAAGUAUCCAGUGCUGGCAGGGCUGAUGCACAAAGUUGUUUUGUCACACCUUUUACUGCAACUUGUAACACUCAACCAUCAGGUCUGUAUUUCAUGGGGGCUGCACAGGAGAACCAGGUUCCCAAUCAAGAUUUCACAGUUAAGUUACACAGCCACCAGCUUGAAUACUACAAAUGCAGCAGUGAAGUGAAUUCCAAAGAUGAAAAAUAUACUCAGAUUGAAAAUCAUACCAAUGAAUUAUGUGAAAAACUGCCACAGAUUUGCAAGAAUAAUGGGGAAGUUAAAGACCGCGAAAGAACUAAAAGUUUACCAGAUGUCAAAGAUACUUUAGUUCCAUCUACUUCAACAAAGAAAGCUCAGUCACUUGAAAAUUUGGAUGCCUCCCUUAGCGGCAACAUUUCCCAUUCACCUUUACUGACACAUUCAUCUCCAUCAAGUGUACAAUCUCAAUUUGAUGAACAAAAAGCUACAGCAGAAGUUACAAGGAACUCUGGUUUACAACCUCAUUACGGACUGGUUGUAGCGAUAGACAAUAGUAAUAUUUACAUUGGUGCUCAGGAAUGUGCGAGCAUGGUGAAUCCAGGAGAUCGCAAGAGACAUGUACGAGUCAAGCUACAGAAUCUUGUGAGAAUUCUUGAAAAAGAUAGAACUAAAACAAGAGGCUUUGCUUGUGGAUCCAGCCCACCUGCAACAGAACAUGUUUGGGAAGUUUACAGGCGCAUGGGAUAUAUUGUUGAUCUUGAGGAGAGAAGAGGAAAAGAUGAGCAAAGAGUAGAUGAAGGACUUCACUUGUGGAUCUACAAGGCCCUUUGUGAGCUGACUCCAGGGAUACUGGUAUUAGCUACAGGAGAUGGAAUGAAAGGCAAGUCAGAGUGUGACACCAGUUUCCCCAGAUGUGCCAUCACUGCUCUAGAGAGGGGAUGGAGUGUUGAGGUGUUCUCAUGGAAACACAGCAUGAGUAGCGAGUGGAUUAAACUGGCAAAAAAGUACCCUGAGGCACUGACAAUCAACUACUUAGACAAACAUGUCAAUUACAUCACAUUUGUGGAUGGAAAAUAUGGAAGGAAAUGUUUGCCUCUUCCAGCAUCAGAUGCAUAAUGUCUGCAUUAAGAGGAAGCAGAGGAAGAAGAAGGCAAACUUAAAGAGAGCUAAUUUACAUGGUAAAAAUAGAAAGUAUAAUCUUGCAGCUAAGGGCAGAACUAAAUACUGGCCACAUGUCUCUCAUAGAGCUAAGACUAAGAGCUUGUUAGACAGCAAAAUCACAAAUAACAACAUUUGUUACUCCAAAUAAAUAUUGUAGGUGUUAACUUUUCUUCCCCCUUCCUUGAAUUACUGUCACACCCACUCUGUAAUAGUGAGAUGCAUUUAUAGAAUUGUGAUUUAAAAUACUGAUAGUAAAAUCCCAACUUAGACAAAGUGCCUGCAUGU